UCUGGUAGCCGCCGCCCCCGCCCCCAACCCCGCCCGUCCCGGCACCUAGCCGAGCCCCGGGCCCAGCAUGGCAGCCCCGGAGCCGGCCCGGGCCGCGCCGCCCCCGCCCCCGCCCCCGCCGCCCCCUCUUGGGGCCGACCGCGUCGUCAAAGCUGUCCCUUUUCCCCCAACUCACCGAUUGACAUCUGAAGAAGUAUUUGAUAUGGAUGGGAUACCCAGGGUUGAUGUUCUGAAGAACCACCUGGUAAAAGAAGGUCGGGUAGAUGAAGAAAUUGCACUAAGAAUUAUCAAUGAGGGUGCUGCCAUACUUCGGCGGGAGAAAACCAUGAUAGAGGUAGAAGCUCCAAUAACAGUGUGUGGUGACAUCCAUGGCCAAUUUUUUGAUCUGAUGAAACUUUUUGAAGUAGGAGGAUCACCUGCUAAUACACGAUACCUUUUUCUUGGUGAUUAUGUGGACAGAGGUUAUUUUAGUAUAGAGUGUGUCUUGUAUUUAUGGGUCUUGAAGAUUCUAUACCCAAGCACAUUAUUCCUUCUGAGAGGCAACCAUGAAUGCAGACACCUUACUGAAUAUUUUACCUUUAAGCAGGAAUGUAAAAUUAAAUAUUCAGAAAGAGUCUAUGAAGCUUGUAUGGAAGCUUUUGACAGCUUGCCCCUUGCUGCACUUCUAAAUCAACAAUUUCUUUGUGUUCAUGGUGGACUUUCACCAGAAAUACACACACUGGAUGAUAUUAGGAGAUUAGAUAGAUUUAAAGAGCCACCUGCUUUUGGACCAAUGUGUGACUUGCUAUGGUCUGAUCCUUCUGAAGACUUUGGAAAUGAAAAAUCACAAGAACAUUUUAGUCAUAAUACAGUUCGAGGAUGUUCUUAUUUUUAUAACUAUCCAGCAGUGUGUGAAUUUUUGCAAAACAAUAAUUUGUUAUCGAUAAUUAGAGCUCAUGAAGCUCAAGAUGCAGGCUAUAGAAUGUACAGAAAAAGUCAAACUACAGGGUUUCCUUCAUUAAUAACAAUUUUUUCGGCACCUAAUUACUUAGAUGUCUACAAUAAUAAAGCUGCUGUACUAAAAUAUGAAAAUAAUGUAAUGAAUAUUCGACAGUUUAAUUGUUCUCCACAUCCUUACUGGCUGCCCAAUUUUAUGGAUGUCUUCACAUGGUCUUUACCAUUUGUUGGAGAAAAAGUGACAGAAAUGUUGGUAAAUGUUCUGAGUAUCUGCUCUGAUGAUGAACUGAUGACAGAAGGUGAAGACCAGUUUGAUGAACGACUCAUAUAUGGCAAUAAAAAAGUAGGUUCAGCUGCAGCCCGGAAAGAAAUCAUAAGAAACAAAAUCCGAGCAAUUGGCAAGAUGGCAAGAGUCUUCUCUGUUCUCAGGGAGGAGAGUGAAAGCGUGCUGACACUCAAGGGCCUGACUCCCACAGGGAUGUUGCCUAGUGGAGUGUUGGCUGGAGGACGGCAGACCUUGCAAAGUGCCACAGUUGAGGCUAUUGAGGCUGAAAAAGCAAUACGAGGAUUCUCCCCACCACAUAGAAUCUGCAGUUUUGAAGAGGCAAAGGGUUUGGAUAGGAUCAAUGAGAGAAUGCCACCCCGGAAAGAUGCUGUACAGCAAGAUGGUUUCAAUUCCCUGAACACCGCACAUACCACUGAGAACCACGGGACUGGCAACCAUAGUGCCCAGUGACCAGCGGCUUCCCAGGGACUCUCAGGUCUCGGUCCCCAAAUGGACAGAUCACCCAAGGAGCUGGAAGGGUCAGCCGAGCUGAUGAUAAAUGUCACAAUCUCUCUGAAGAAACCAUUGUGUUCCCUUCCUGGAUGGAGGCUUGAGCACCCUGGGACAUGUGCUGUCUAAUAAGAUUGGGUAAUUGCUGCCACAGUGGAGAGCAGUGAGGAAGGGGCUUGGGGCAAUUUCCAGUGGAGGAUAUCUACACCUCCAUUUAUGCUAGUGGUUCACACAUUUACGUUUACAUGAGAUUUCCUUUUUUUUUUUUUUUUCUCUCAGUAGAAUUAGAUUUUUUUUCAACCAUGACUUUAAAUGCAAUCUUUAGAGUUAAUGUGGACUUCCCCUGCCCCAUGAAAUGUCUUUAAAAGGAUGAAUUAGCAUGGUCUUAAAAUACAUUUCUGAGGUUACUAGCUCUAUUUUGAAUUGUAGGCAAAAAUCUGAGAAACUCAGUGUUUAUACAAAAAGCUGACCUCAGGUCUAUAGUUCUUAAAUGUGGCUAAUUCUGUAAUAUAGUCUUGGUAUUUUUCAAUUAUGAAUGCAUAAACUAUUUCUAAGAAGACUCUUACUUGAACACAAAUCCAAACACCAAUUUAGAAUCUUUUUUGCCCAUAUCUUUUGAGAUUUAUGCCCCAGAGAUUUAAGGGAAAAAAAAAAACUAAAUUAAAAUUUAAAAUUAUGAAGACUUACAGAAUUACUCAUUUAAGGUACUUUAAAAGAAGUUUAUACAUUGUCAAAGUAAAUUUUAAUUCAAAUCAUGUCUGUAAAACUUGACGUAUUUUGUGUAUGCAUGUUUUCAUUUUGCAAAUAUUUAAUAUAUAGACCUAUGAUGUACAGGUACAAUAUGUAUAGGUUACAUAGAUGUUAUGAGAAAUUUUAGUUUAUUGUGAGUACUCCAGUUGCUUAAAACAACCAUGAGGGUGAUUUGCUGCUGGCUUUCUAUCAUUUUUAUGUUUAAAUGCAACGGAAAUUUAAAAUGUCUGGAAAUGUUUCUGACUAAGUAAUGCAGCCUAGAAGCAAUGUUAGUGGAAGCAUAAAAGUCAAGACUGCAUGUUGAAAUUUUACUUUUGAUAGUUAAAGAACUGCUUGGUUAAACUAAAUGGAACCAUGUGCUAAUUUUACACAGUUACUGACCUGUACUGAUUGCCACUGUAGUUUGGUAUUUCCCUUUACUUUGGUGGCCUGCUUCCCUCAUGCCCUGGAAUACAGCUCAAAGCUCCAGGCAGCGGAACCAUCUGUUGUUUUGUUUGCUAGAAAGUGCACUCUGUACGGUCUCCUGUCUAAGUUGGAAAUAUUAUGCAUGUGCAGGACUAUUCAAGUAUUUUAUAAACAGUAGCACACAAUAAAUUCCAUGCAUGGGCCGCUGCUCCUA
Meriones unguiculatus (Mongolian gerbil) is the source of this 3080-nucleotide messenger RNA. It is a transcript of the gene Ppp3cb, whose product is annotated as protein phosphatase 3 catalytic subunit beta. Gene Ontology annotation, molecular function: calmodulin-dependent protein phosphatase activity; calmodulin binding. NCBI's taxonomy places the organism in Eukaryota, Metazoa, Chordata, Mammalia, Rodentia, Muridae. The record is from RefSeq and is a predicted model, not a curated record. The transcript is spliced from 15 exons. Gene Ontology annotation, cellular component: calcineurin complex; cytoplasm. Gene Ontology annotation, biological process: calcineurin-mediated signaling. Bases 68 to 1672 code for a protein of 534 amino acids.